Molecule: messenger RNA, 3363 nt
Organism: Fusarium musae
Lineage: Eukaryota; Fungi; Ascomycota; Sordariomycetes; Hypocreales; Nectriaceae
Exons: 4
Coding region: 1-3363 (1120 amino acids)
Molecular function (GO): NADP binding; NAD binding; oxidoreductase activity
Source: RefSeq, a predicted model, not a curated record
AUGUCAUCUCAUUCUUCAAUUGGAUUUGUUGGCUUUAGCCCGGAAAAGGCCAAAAUUGCAUCAGCUCUACAAUCACAUCUCCCCGGCACAAUCAGUUUCUAUGACACGUCUUCGGAAAGUUUUGAGCUCAUUGAAGCCGGGCAAGUACAACAAUCAGACUCGGUCUAUCAUGUGGCCCAACAGAGCCAGAUUAUCUGGAUCGAGGAGAAGGACGCAGAAGUUUUGAGUGAGAUGCUUCUGGGAUCGUCCUCUGGUCUUUUACACUCAUUGCCCAAAGAUGCAUCCCUCAUACUCGAAUGCCUCACCCUGCCAGAUUUCUACCAAGACAUAGCCUCUCAUUUCACCGAAGCCGGUCGGCCUGACAUCAAAAUCCUUGACUGCUCUGUCAUCGUACCAACCAGUAGGACCAAGAGCGCCAUCUGGAUCUCAGGUUCAGAAGCCGCAAUUGAGAGCGUAGCCUUCCUGUCAAAAGCUCAUAACAACGUCCAUGUCAUUUCUGGUGGCCUGGGAGCAGCAAAUAAGCUUCGCUUGACAAGCUGUUUACUUGAGGCGACGCAUGCUGUCACGGCUGCUGAGGCCACUGGCCUGGCGUCGAAAGCGGGAAUUGACGCCAAGGAGAUAUACAACAUCAUCACCAACGCCGCGGGAAAUUCUUCGGUAUAUGAGGAGCUUGUCCCUCAUAUGCUGCAGGGAGAUUGGAAUUUGAAGCCGUCGAUUGAGUCGCUGCUGCAUAAAAUUAGCAUUGUCACGUCUUCGUCCAAAAGUCUCAACUUCCCUUUACCACUGUGCUCUGCCAGUGAGCAAGUCUGCCUGCUCGCCUCCGCUCAGGGAUAUGGCCGCAAACAUGUGUCUACCCUAGUCGAGCUGUUCCAAUCGCAGCACCAAAAGGCCAUGCUCAACGAUGCAAUUGGCAAGCUUGGGAGUAAACCUUCCACAGACGUCACACCACCCAAGACUCCGCCAUCAGCAGCAACGAUUGGAGUGGUUGGCUUGGGCGCAAUGGGCCAGGGGAUGGCACAGUCCCUCGUACGCGCCGGUUUCUCCGUACAAGGCUAUGACGUCUGGGCUCCCUCAGUCGAGAAGUUCGCAGCCAGUAGUCCAAGUGGGUUGUCCAUCGCGGCGUCUUCACCAGCUGAUGCCGCCAAAGGUACCGCUGCGCUUAUCCUCAUGGUUCAGAACGCUGUGCAAGCAUGGGAUGUGCUGUUUGGCGCAGGCAAGGCUGUAGAGGAGUUGUCCGAUGGAGCGACUGUGAUACUCAGCUCAACUGUUCCGCCGUCUGAGGCUCGCCGUAUUGGUGACAAGUUGGAGUCGCUGGGUAGGGGUCUUAGCCUCGUGGAUGCACCUGUCAGUGGAGGUGUUGCUCGUGCAGCAAAGGGUGAUCUCACGAUGAUCUGCUCGGGAACAGCUUCAGCACUGGCAUCCGUUCGCGGCAUAAUUCUCGCCAUGGCAGGCAAAGACUCCAACAUCUACAACGUCAAAGGCGGAGUCGGCGCAGCAUCCUCAGCAAAGCUCAUCAACCAACUUCUAGCAGGAGUCCACAUUGCAACAGCAGCAGAAGCACUAUCAUUCGCGUCCCGUCUCGGCCUCGAUACGCGGCAAGUAUACGAUAUCUUCAACGAGUCCACUGCAUGGAGCUGGAUGUUUCAGAACCGGGCUACGCAGAUGCUUGAUGCCGAUUGGACUCCCCACUCUGCUUUGGCAAUCUUUGUCAAGGAUCUUGGUAUCGUUUUGAAUGAAGCUAAGAGGCUGGCUAGUUAUACUCCCAUGUCUGCUGUGGCUCAUACCCUCUACAUCGAUGGAGCUGCUCGUGGGUGGGCUAGAGAGUCGGAUGCGGGCGUGGUAAGACUCUGGGAGGCUGUUGGAUCAGAUGUGAGCAAGAAUGCAUCUACCAAGGUAUCAUCUCCCACUACACACGAAGAGUCUGUCAAGCCAUUGCCAGCAAACGCUACAUUAGCUGCCCUGCCGGCCGAGUACACCACCGAUCUGAUCGAGUCGACGAAAGCUCGCGUUGACAGCGGUGCCAUGCCUGUUCUAAUCGCUCUCGACGAUGACCCCACAGGAACUCAAACCUGCAACACCAUCGAUGUCUUAGCCGUCUGGGAUAUUGACACCCUAAAAGAGCAAUUCGCAACAGAUUGCCGCGGUUUCUUCAUCCUAACCAACAGUAGAUCCCUUCCACCAAUUGAAGCAAAGGAACUCAUCAUUGAGAUCACAACAAACGUGAAAAAGGCCGCUGAAGAAAGUGGCAAGGCCUUCGAGAUAGUCUUGCGCGGCGAUUCAACACUUCGAGGUCAUUUACCCGAGGAACCUGAAGCAGUCGAGCAGGUCCUCGGUAAGUCCGAUGGUUGGGUCUUUGCACCUUUCUUCCGUCAGGGCGGCAGGUUCACUAUUGACGAUGUUCAUUACGUGCAAGAAGAUGACCAGCUCAUCCCCGCUGCGCAGACUUCAUUCGCAAAGGAUGCAACGUUUGGUUAUAGGAACUCCAAUCUUCGGGAGUAUAUCCUCGAGAAAUGCGGCUCGCGAUUCACAACGUCAUCUUUCACGUCCAUCACCUUGGAGGAUCUGCGCUGCGGCGGUCCAGCCAAGGUUGAAGAGAAGCUUCUGAGCGGAGAACGCGGUGCCGAUCGUGUCAUUAUUGUCAACGCUGUUGCGGAUUCAGAUAUGAAUGUAUUCGUUGCUGGCCUCUUGGCCGCUGAGGAAAAAGGGUACCGGUUCAUCUACCGCACUGCAGCUGCCUUUGUCUCAUCGAGACUCGGCAUCAAAGAAAUUCCACCCAAGACUUGGGCUGAAGUCUUGCUAAAGGCUGAUGUUGAUACUCCAAGGACUGGUGGUCUCAUCUUGGCUGGCUCAUAUGUACCCAAAACGACAGCGCAGCUCAAGACGUUGCGUGAGCGCAGGGGUGCUGAUCUUGAAGUAAUCGAGCUAGAUGUGUCCCAGCUAAUCAAGUCUUCUGAAGAAGAGCAGAAGAUAGUAGAUCAUGCUAUAUCCGAGACUACCAGGCUUAUUAGCGCGGGAAGAGAUGUCUUGGUCAUGACUUCACGGACGUUGAUCAAGACCGACGAAGCAAUCUCUUCGCUAAAGAUUGGAUCCAAAGUGGCUGCUGCACUUGUCCGCCUUCUCGUCAACAUCCAGGUGCGGCCACGAUAUAUUAUUGCCAAGGGAGGAAUAACCUCCUCGGACGCAGCCACCAAGGGUCUCAAGAUGAGGAGAGCUCUCAUCAUGGGCCAGGCUGCUCCUGGUGUGCCUCUCUGGAGAUGUGAUGAGGAGACAAGUCAGCAUCGGUCUGUGCCGUUCGUUGUCUUCCCUGGUAAUGUUGGUAGCGAAACAACUCUGGCUGAGAUUGUUGAACAGUGGGCACUUUAA